Messenger RNA from Soboliphyme baturini, 2760 nucleotides. The record is from the annotation of a GenBank genome assembly. NCBI's taxonomy places the organism in Eukaryota, Metazoa, Nematoda, Enoplea, Dioctophymatida, Soboliphymatidae.
CUGACGACGGAAGAUACUGUUUUUGACAGUGAAAAACAAGCUUCUAAGGAGACAGUAGCUAGCGAAGAACCGGAAAUUGGUAAAGAAGGAUUAGAUGGAGCAGCGGAUGCCUACCUCUUUCGUCGCGAAGAACGAAUUCUGCAGAAAUCGCAUUCCGGAAGCUGGGCGGACACUUGUACAAGAGAGGGAGCUGUUUCAACGGAUGAAUCUGAAACGAAACCAAGUCCUUUGGUUCAACCGAAAGUGCAAAUGUUAUCAAAGAAGAUGAAAGUCGCCACCGAACCAAAACAGGGAUCGAAAAAGUCUACCAUCGCAAAACUGUGGAGUAGGGUUUACUCUCGUCGUAGAAGCCACAGAAUUCCCGGCGGUGGUGUUAUGGGCAAACUGUUCAAUCGUUCUUUUCGGCACAUGUCAGAUUUAAGUCCUAACGUAUCUAUGCAGCUUGAUGAAUUUGUCGAUUAUAGGCCUUAUUUCACAUAUUGGGUGACAACGGUGCAGAUAUUGGUUAUGAUCAUUGCAUUGGCCACGUAUGGUUUCGGACCGAUCGGAUUUAGUCGAAGGUCAAACCGAGAGUGGGUGUUGCAGCCGUCGAUGGUGCUCGAACAAGUCAGCUUCUUUGAACAAGAAAAUCUCUGGAUCGGUCCUAGUUACGCAGAUUUGGUUCAUCUGGGAGCAAAGUAUGCACCUUGUAUGCGUCGCGAUUUGAACAUUUACUCAGAGAUCGCAAAGAAGAGAACAGAAGAAAAUAACACCGCAUGUUGUAUUUUGAACGACAACACGGCUUGCUACCAGUCGCGGAAAGAUGAAUGCUCGGUAAAGACGACUAAAAUUCUACAUUGGCUUGCUCAGUGGGAAAAAUGGACAGAACAAGUCCCUGGUCCUGAAGGUCGUUUGUCUGGAAGUGUUUGCGGACAAGAUCCAAGGGACUGUAUGAAACCGGCUUCUCUUAAUCCCUACGUGUGGCCGGACGACAUCACCCGUUGGCCGAUUUGCGCGUCGUCUUCCUACUCUAGGAAUUUUCCCCACACCCGAUGCGAGAUCAGCGGGAGGCCGUGCUGCAUUGGCAUUCAGGGAGAAUGCAGGAUAACAACGCGAGAAUAUUGUGAUUUUGUUAAGGGUUACUUUCACGAAGAGGCGACGUUGUGUUCUCAGGUAUCCUGCUUGGGUGAAGUGUGUGGAAUGAUUCCUUUUUUUCGCCAUGACCGCCCGGACCAAUUUAUUCGAUUGUUUAUUCCGCUGUUCCUUCAUGCAGGGAUAAUCCACUGUGCUUUCACCGUGCUUCUGCAGUUCGUGAUCAUGCGCGACUUGGAGCGACUGAUAGGCUGGCUUCGUUUGGCCAUCAUCUACAUCAUUAGUGGCGUCACCGGCAACUUAGCAUCAGCUGUGUUUGUACCGUAUCACGCGGAGGUUGGUCCAUCGGGUAGCCAGUUCGGGCUGUUAGCCGGCUUGAUUGUGGAUGUGGUCUACUCGUGGCGAUUUAUUGCGCAUCCUUGGAAGGCUCUCAGUCAGCUACUACUGCCGUUGUUACUUCUUUUCGUAGCUGGUCUGAUGCCGUGGAUCGACAAUUAUGCCCAUUUUUUCGGCUUCUUGGCUGGAUUCUUACUGUCGUUGGCCUUAUUUCCGUUCAUCCAGUUCAAGAAGCAUGAUAGUCACCUUCGACUGGUCAUUAUUCUCGUAUCUCUUGCUGUUUUGGCCAUCGUAAUCGCUCUCCUCAUCGUCUUCUUCGUCGUCACUCCUCUGUGGUCUUGUGAAAUUUGCGUCUACUUAAACUGUAUUGAAAUAAGCCCCCACUUCUGUGACAACAAGGGCCUGGAGUUGAAUCUUGAGCAACCGCCGGUUCACAUGUGUCUCUAUGUCUACCUCUCCCCCACCCCUCUUCUACCGUUUACUGUUUCUUACCCACCGUCUUUGAUUGCCCUAACAAUGAAUCAUGCGGAGGAACAGGCGCAAGAGAUCGAAGUACUGUUGUCGAUGUAUCCAGAUGAACUGACGAUUGUCAAACCUGACUAUCCGGCUAGGUUUUCGAUAUUCGUCUCCUCGAACACCCCGGAAGAAGAUGAAAAACAGAGUCACGUGGCUAGCUGCAUCCUAGAAGUCAUUUUGAAUGAUAAAUAUCCGAAAGAACUUCCUGAAGUCUCCAUUUCCUCAGAAAAUAUGACUGAAGAGAACAUUGCCGCUAUCACCGAAAAGGUCGCCGCCGUGGCAGCCGACAGCAUUGGAGCACCAAUGAUUUUUACCCUCGUUUGUGCCGUACAGAAAUCUGACAGGCAGAAGCUGAAGCUCAACUUCUGUGAGGAGAAACCUCCUGUCGCUUUUUGGAGUAUAAGGGCGUUUCAUAACAUUUCUUCUUCUACACUUAUCAUGUUUUUAAUCUGCGAUUUCUACAUUAAGGAAGAAUUGGAUGUUUUGAGUGAACAAUCGAGGCGUAACUAUGAUCAGAUGAUGGAGCAGAAACGAAUCCAGCUUGAAGAGACAGAAACGCAACGAGUGCGAGGAACCCCUGUGACCGUGGAAUCGUUUCUAGCGUGGAAAAAUCGCUUCGUCGAGGAAAUGACAAAAUUGAGGAAGAAACAGCAGACGGCCGUGGCGAUAUCCAAUCGCCUGACUGGUCGUGAGCAGUUUCUGCGCGAUUCGACUCUUUAUACAUCUGACAUGAAGCUCAUUGCGGAAAUAGGUGAAGACGUACCGAUCGACGAGGAACUUUUCCAAGAUUUGGACGAUAUCGAACUUGGCGAUGAUUCUGCUUCCAUUAGCAAUUAG